This is a messenger RNA of Propithecus coquereli (Coquerel's sifaka), 1342 nucleotides long. RefSeq names its product coagulation factor II (thrombin) receptor-like 3 (gene F2RL3). Gene Ontology annotation, cellular component: membrane. The record is from RefSeq and is a predicted model, not a curated record. Lineage: Eukaryota; Metazoa; Chordata; Mammalia; Primates; Indriidae. The coding region runs from base 59 to 1342 and encodes 427 amino acids. Gene Ontology annotation, biological process: thrombin-activated receptor signaling pathway; positive regulation of Rho protein signal transduction; phospholipase C-activating G protein-coupled receptor signaling pathway. The transcript is spliced from 2 exons. Gene Ontology annotation, molecular function: thrombin-activated receptor activity.
CCUUCCUGGGUUAUCUCCCGGCACCGUCUGCUCCUCGGCCAGGCUCCGGAAGCCGGGGAUGGGGGUCCGGCGAGGCAGGAAGCCCAAAGCCACAGCCCAGAGCAGCCCGAGCGCAGCCAUGCGGGGGUGCCUGCUCCUGUGGCCCCUGGUGCUGGGGCUCGGCCCGGUGGGCGGCACUCAGACCCCCAGCGUCUACGACGAGUUUGGGAGCACCGGAGGAGGCAGUGACGGCCUGCUGGGGCCCACGGAGGCCACGGCGCCCCCGUUCCCGGGCCGCCCCCUCAGCUUCCCAGGACAGGUCUGCGCCAACGACAGCGACACGCUGGAGCUCCCAGACAGGUCGCGGGCGCUGCUGCUGGGCUGGGUGCCCACGAGGCUGGUGCCCGCCCUGUACGGGCUGGUCCUGGCGGUCGGGCUGCCCGCCAACGCGCUGGCGCUGUGGGUGCUGGCCGCGAAGAUGCCGCGGCUGCCGUCCACCCUGCUGCUCAUGAACCUGGCAGCCGCCGACCUGCUGCUGGCCCUGGCGCUGCCCCCGCGGGUCGCCUACCACCUGCGGGGCCAGCGCUGGCCCUUCGGCGAGGCCGCCUGCCGCCUGGACACAGCCGCGCUCUACGGCCACAUGUACGGCUCCGUGCUGCUGCUGGCGGCCGUCAGCCUUGACCGCUACCUGGCCCUGGUGCACCCUCUGCGGGCCCGUGCCCUGCGUGGCCAGCGCCUGGCCGCCGGGCUCUGCACCGCCGCCUGGCUCACGGCGGCCGCCCUGGCGCUGCCCCUGGCCCUGCAGCGGCAGACCUUCCGGCUGUCACGCUCUGACCGCGUGCUCUGCCACGACGCGCUGCCCCUGGCCGCCCAGGCCUCCCACUGGCGGCCGGCCUUCACCUGCCUGGCGCUGCUGGGCUGCUUCCUGCCGCUGCUGGCCAUGCUGCUGUGCUACGGGGCCACCCUGCGCGCCCUGAGCGCCGCCGGCCAGCGCUACGGCCACGCCCUGAAGCUGACCGCGCUGGUGCUGGCCUCGGCCCUGGCUUUCUUCGCGCCCAGCAACGUGCUGCUGCUGCUGCACUACUCGAACCCCAGCCCGGAUGCCUGGGGCGACCUCUACGCCGCCUACGUGCCCAGCCUGGCACUCAGCACCCUCAACAGCUGCGUGGACCCCUUCCUCUACUACUACGUGUCGGCCGAGUUCAGGGACAGGGUGCGGGCGGGGCUCUGCUGCCGGCCACUGGGGGGCACUGUGGCCUCCAAGGCCUCCGGGGAGGGGGGCGGCCGCACCACGGGCACGCCCCCCUCCUCGCUCCUGACAGCCCUCCCAGGGGGAAAGGAGGGGAGGGUUGAACUGGGUUGA